This is a messenger RNA of Hevea brasiliensis (rubber tree), 634 nucleotides long. Its product is annotated as glyceraldehyde-3-phosphate dehydrogenase B, chloroplastic-like. Gene Ontology annotation, cellular component: chloroplast. NCBI's taxonomy places the organism in Eukaryota, Viridiplantae, Streptophyta, Magnoliopsida, Malpighiales, Euphorbiaceae. Gene Ontology annotation, molecular function: glyceraldehyde-3-phosphate dehydrogenase (NAD+) (phosphorylating) activity; NAD binding. The transcript is spliced from 4 exons. The record is from RefSeq and is a predicted model, not a curated record. Gene Ontology annotation, biological process: glucose metabolic process. Bases 62 to 610 code for a protein of 182 amino acids.
AUAUAUAUAUAUAUAUAUAUAUAUAUAGCAAGGAAAUUGUUCUCUUGCUUUAGUUGUAGCCAUGGCUUCCCACGCAGCUCUAGCUCCUUCAAGAAUCCCAGCCAGCACCAGGCUUCCCUCCAAGAACGCCCACUCUUUUCCUACUCAAUGCUCCUCUAAGAGGCUAGAAGUGGCCGAGUUUUCUGGGCUUCGAGCCAGUUCUUGUGUGACCUACGCCAAGAAUACUAGCGAGGCAUCCUUCUUUGAUCUGGUGGCUGCUCAAAUGAAUCCCAAGGUUGCAGCAUCUACUCCAAAUAGGGCAGAAACAGUGGCCAAACUGAAGGUGGCCAUCAAUGGAUUCGGACGCAUUGGCAGAAACUUCCUGAGAUGCUGGCAUGGCCGCAAGAACUCUCCCCUUGAUGUGAUAGUUGUCAAUGACAGUGGUGGUGUCAAGAACGCUUCCCACUUGCUUAAAUAUGAUUCCAUGCUUGGCACUUUCAAAGCAGAGGUGAAAAUCGUGGAUGACACCACCAUUAGUGUUGAUGGAAAGCCCAUCAAGGUUGUUUCCAAUAGAGACCCUCUUAAGCUUCCCUGGGCUGAGCUUGGAAUAGACAUUGUCAUCGAGGUAUAGUGAUGGCUUUUAACUAUCUUUCUU